Acaulospora morrowiae is the source of this 435-nucleotide messenger RNA. NCBI's taxonomy places the organism in Eukaryota, Fungi, Glomeromycota, Glomeromycetes, Diversisporales, Acaulosporaceae. The record is from the annotation of a GenBank genome assembly.
AUGGCUAGUGGUAUUACUGUUAGCGACGAAAGUCUUACUACAUACAAAGAUCUUCAAUUAGGAAAAAAGCAUCAGUACAUUAUAUUCAAAGUUUCUGAUGAUUUCAAAGCAAUUGUCGUUGACAAAGUUGGUCAAAAAGGUUGCGACUAUGAAAAAGAAUUCUUACCGAGCAUUCCCGAUAAUGAGCCUCGUUAUAUAGUCUAUGAUUUCGCGUACGACACAGAAGAGGGUCGACGUAAUAAGAUUAUUUUUUUCUUGUGGAAUCCCGAUUCAGACGGUGUCAAAAGUGUCAGACAAAAAAUGAUCUAUUCUUCGAGCAAGAAGGCGAUUCGGGAUAGACUUCUGGGAAUAAGUGUUGAUUUGCAAGUGUCUGAUAAGACAGAUCUUAUUUAUGAAGAAGUUCACAAAAGUAUUGCCGGAAAUCCGAAUGCUUAG